UUUUCCCCAAACCUCCCAUGCCUACAAUGGGAAUAAAAGAAAUGUUUUGCCCGUCACUGGAUUCUUCAUCCGUUGUCAGCAGUCUUAUUAUCUUUUCUUUAUCUUCUUCCCUGCUAACAACUAAACUGCUUGAAACAGAGCCAGUUUGCUGUGAUUGUGAAGGAUUUCCAGUUGUAGGCAUGGGAGUGUCAGUAAUGUUUUUAUAGCGUUGUCCAUCUUCCAAAAUCUUAUUUAGUGUCGCUAUAAUCUUUCUCAACUUACGGGAUUGAAGAUACUGAAACAGAAAGUUUGAAGUACUAAAGGGAAGAUGGAUUAUUUGUACCUCCUUCUUCAUGCUCCAUUGGAGAUACCUUGUCGCCCAGGAGUAAAUUAGAUCAUCUGCAUCAUAAGCAGCUACUCGAAGCCUGUUGAACCACUCCAUGGAAGAACUCUGCUGAACUGCCUCCAACCUUAAACCUCGGUGGUGACAAAAGAGGUCAAUUUAGUUAGUGCAAGCCGCACAACAGGAGUUGCGAGGGGAAUAACUACUGAAGCCAUUUUGCUAUUGGCUUUUGAAGUUGAGAACCAAACACAGCAAAAUGGAAGAAAAAGAAGAUUGAAAGAAAGAAAACAUCAAUCUAAGGCGUGGACAGAGACUCAGGCUGCUAUUCAUUCUUAGAAUGUAAAAGUUUGGGAUAGGUCAGCAACGUGGAUGUCAACUUGUUUGGUAGACCAAGUUGAUGAAAAUUAAAUCAAGACAAUUUGGCUAACAGAGCAGCUCAAGUGAGGUCAGAAGCCUCCUUAGUUAUGCCUGUACAAAAAUGUCAAAUCUCAAAGGUAUCCUGUUAUAGUGUCAUGAAAUAACCCGAGCACCACACCAAGUCACCAACAACAUAUACUACUCAAACUGCAUAUAUCAAGUAUCAAGAUAUGAGGAGGGUGCUAGUUUAGUUGUUCGUUCCAAACUGGGAGGUUUUGAUAUUUCUAAAGAAGCCGAACAGGCGAAGAGGUUCUUUGCUCUUGCACUGUGGUGAAAGUAUAAUUUAAUCAUGGCGGCAGAUUCUACAAAUGGCGAGUUUCGGGAAUUCAAGAAAAUGAAAAUAUGGUCUGAGAAGAAAUCUAGCUACAAAUGCAUUAUGUUAUAUCCAAGGUGGUUCGAUGUCACUUGGGGUUUUCCUCCACACUGGCUAUGGAAUUGUUACGAAGAAACAAGUGAUGAGAACAUUGAGGUAGCCAAACUAAUGAGCGUAUGCUGGUUAAAUGUUAGAGGACAAUUUAAGAUGUCAGAACUCUCAUCAGGAGUUGUUUAUGAAAUUGCAUACAUAGUUAAAUUAACAAAGGAAGGAUUUGGGUGGGAAUUCCCUGUUACACUCAAACUCAAAGUGCCAGAGGGAAGAGAGCAAAAGCGUCAAUACAGUCUACUUGAGAAGCCCAUUGGAGAGUGGAUAGAACUUAUUGGUGGCAGUUUCCAGGCCAAGGAAGGGGAAACUAGAGAAGUGUCGUUUGAUAUUAUUGAACACGGUGGACACUGGAAAAGUGGGCUUAUCCUCAAAGGUAUCAUCAUCAGGCCAAAACAUUAAUUAGAUCAUGAACAGAUCAGACUAUCAGAUCCCAAUUCUUGGAGUAACGUUGUUGUACAUUAUUGUCCUUGCGUGCUUCUUCUCUUGGAUUUCCUGACCUAGCUAGAAGCUAGACAGGGAUUUUCUAUAAACUGCUCAAUGUUCCGUUUCUUCAAUGGUCAAUGGAGUGGUAUGCCUUUGUUGUACAUGAAAUUGUAAAAUUACUGUUUC
Molecule: messenger RNA, 1769 nt
Organism: Rosa chinensis
Lineage: Eukaryota; Viridiplantae; Streptophyta; Magnoliopsida; Rosales; Rosaceae
Product: lectin
Exons: 5
Coding region: 1029-1559 (176 amino acids)
Source: RefSeq, a predicted model, not a curated record